AGCAGACCAGCACACAUCCAUUUACGCUUAGAGCUGAACCCCCAGUUCUCAAACCUCGUAUCUUUUUGUUGUCUAGUGCCGCAAGAUUCAGUCUUUGUCUUCUCUCUCUUACUCGUGCAACCACGUUAUGAUGUGUACAUUCGUCAGCCAGCCCCCCGGUAUCGCAUCAUUCUGAAACAGAGCAAUUGCGACGCUAUCUCGUACCUGAGGGCAUUUUAUACGACCUACCGAUUCUAAUGCGACAUGUCUUGCAAGCGGAGCGGAUAAUGCGUCUGAGUCUUCCCCCCCACUCGCCCAUCCUAUCCGGCGUGUCUGAGACCUUGCGAGCUAUAAAUCGGACCUAGCACCUGCAUUCCCACUUCGUCCCGCACUCCCAUCAUGACCACGAUCCAAAAACUUGCCUCCGCCUCGUCCGCGUCUGCUUCGACGUUGCUACCCACGAUUCUGGGUACCCCGCCGUCGGCAGCCCAGCUCCAGAUGCCCACGACCGUCCCGACUGCGGUGGUCUACCAGCUCCCCGACUAUGCACCUAUAGUGACGCCGCAGCUGAUUGGAUCCUUGCUUAACUUUUUCUUCGUCGGAACGCUUUUGAUACAAGUCUACGUCUACCGGAUCUGUUUCCCUCUGGACUCGAUCUUGACUAAAGGCCUCGUCCACUUUGUUUCGCUCCUGAUCCUCGUUUCGAUCUGCCUCAAUGCCGCCGACGUCGAGUUCUGGUACGGGUCCGGGUUCGGCAAGAUCGCACGCUUCGCAGAUUCGCGCAACUCGCGCUUCUACACUCCGCUCGCGGGAUCUCUCAUCGCCAUGCUGGUCCAGUUCUUCUUUGCGUACCGGAUCGUGGUCAUGCGGAAGAUCAUGUGGCCGCUGGCUGUGCUCGUCGGUCUUGCCGGUAUGGCCCAAUGCGCCGGUGGGAUCGGCGGUGCGGCUGUGUCUUAUAUGGCGGUCAGCCCCAAGCACGACCAUGAGCGCACCAUCCUCGUCUACUUGUGGCUCGCUGGUGGCGCUGCUGCCGCCCUCCUCGUCACCGUUGUGAUGAUUCCCCUCUCGGUUUCUACGGAGGCCAAGGGCAAGCGCACUGUCGGCGGCACCAUCACUACCGUCGCUCGGCUCUCUGUCGAAACGAAUGCCGUGGCAAGUGUUGUAGCGUUGUUGGGGCUUUUGCUCUUUGUCUGCGCUCCGAACACGACCUACUUCGUGUGCCCGGUGAUGAUCCUUCCUGGAAUCUACGCCAACACCCUACUGGUCGCGCUCAACAACCGCUCGACGACCCUCCUCACCUCGGACGUCUCAACGAUUGCGCCUCGCGCCUCCUCCCGGGCGCCGCUGUCGUCGACGAACUCUGGGCCGCUCAGCUUCGCACCGCGCAACGCCGAGGCGGACGACAUCGAGGAGAUCGCGGUGUCGAUCCCGAAUGCGCACGUGCUGCAGCGGAACCACAGCCGCAACAGCGUGACGGAGAAAUGGCGCCGGUCGGGACGCGGAGAGGACGACAGCGACAGCGAGUACGGCAGCGAUGCGGGUAUCAGAGAGCAAGCCUAGAUGUUGGUGGGAUGAUCGUGUACGAUGCUGGUUGUUUCUUUUGUUCUUUGGAAUGGCAAAUUCGAGAUGGCUACAUGCACCCACACUCCUAUCAUCCACACAAGUACUGCGACA
Messenger RNA from Mycena citricolor, 1653 nucleotides. The record is from the annotation of a GenBank genome assembly. Lineage: Eukaryota; Fungi; Basidiomycota; Agaricomycetes; Agaricales; Mycenaceae.